Molecule: messenger RNA, 1716 nt
Organism: Penicillium malachiteum
Lineage: Eukaryota; Fungi; Ascomycota; Eurotiomycetes; Eurotiales; Aspergillaceae
Exons: 1
Coding region: 1-1716 (571 amino acids)
Source: RefSeq, a predicted model, not a curated record
AUGGCUGAAGGAGAUUGUUACUGUUCAGGCGAGUUGGACGCAUUGCACCAAGACCGGAACAGAUCUCAAACUACGAUUUGUUUGCCAUCUCCAUACAAACACGUUUCAACCUAUCUUCCAAAGGCCGGAUCAAAGGUAUUGGAGGAAUCCAAUUCCGACCCAUUCUACCUGGAACAGUCGCUUGGAGCGACUCCAACCUUGGGAUCAUACGCACCAACAAUUCGCGAUGAUAGAUUCAGCGGGGACAAUAGCCAGUACUACACAUUGUCAUUGACCGGCAAGGACCUUCCAGAGCAGCAUCAGAAUUUCCAGCAGUACACAGGGCCAGAUAGAUCAACCCUCGCUCAGUUGGAACUGGAGAACAACCUUCGUUUCCACCGUUACACUUCUUCUACUGAAGACUCACGAACCCUACACAGUAGCCACAACUCUUUCAGCUCCGUCCACACCGACGCUACUGUACCAGACCUUACACCAAGCAGCUCUUUCUCAUCUACCUACUCCUAUUCAUCUCCUUCCUGUCCUGACGCCGUGAUCAAGGCCACAGAGAAGCUGUACCACCACGCACACCGAGCCCCAGUUGAGCCUCGUGCUUUCUACCUUCCUGCAUCAACACCUCCCAAAUACUCUCUUCCUCCUCCGCCACCUGUGCCUGCUUUGACCCCGGCCACUACUCGUCCCACAACCCCGGCUGAAUCAUCGAACGGCUCCACAUCAACUUUGACAAUGAAGUACGAGACAUCCAGUAUGUCUUCGUCUUCAAGAAGAAGAAAGGCCCACCCCACACUGCCCAAUCUAUCAAACACAGCCGGUUCUAUGAGCUCUCGCAGGAAACAAUCUGGUAUUGGAUCCCGACCUCCCUUGGAUCCUUCUAUGAUCUCGCCCCCAAGCUUGAUCAACCCAGUGACCAUGGAGCCACAUGCCACACAUUUUGACCAGGCUCUCUUCAUUCCUGCCAAUGAUGGUGCCAGUCCUCUUCCAAGCCCAGUUGCUAGCUCCCCUCCUAUCUCUCGCCAGUGGACUGCCACAUCCGUGGAACGACCCUCUACUUCUACUGUGGAUGCUCACUGUGAGCAAUCUGUAUGGGAAUCCGACUCUGAGAACGAGUCGAUCAGCAACAAGUCUCUCUCUCGCAAGCAUAUCGAUACACUACGCAAGGUUCGCAGCCGUGCCAAGCUCCGUGCUGCAAAGUCUCAACCUCGUCUCCGUCAAGCUAUGCUCGAUGAACAAGCACCUGAGCGAUUCCCUUCCCUGCCCGAUGAUGUUGUGGGAGAUACUCUCACUGAUUUCCGGGGUGUCAGCAUGGAUCGCCCAAGCAUUAGCCGCCCUAGUACUGGGCGCCCAAGCACCAGUCGUGAUGGUACUCGAGGUCACCCACUUCAAACUCUUCGCAUUGUUGCCCCUUCAACUACCUCUCUUAUGAAGCCUCGCUCCCGUCACAACAGUGGACCAUCUGACAGUGCCAAUGACUCCGACAUGGACUGGUCUGCUGCGGCUGCUAUGCAAGCACAGUCUCGCCGUCGCCAACAAUCUGACAGCCCUGAGUUCAUGAAGUCAGACAAGGAACAGCUCACAUCCAUGUGCUAUGAGCAACACUCUCCUGCCGCCUUUCAAGAAUCCGCCCAAGAACGGCCCUUCUUCCGUCGUCUCUUGGAAUCUCUCCGGUCACUUAACUGUGCCCGGCCCAUGAAAUCCAACAACACGACUACUAUCUGA